Messenger RNA from Saccharomyces kudriavzevii IFO 1802, 1107 nucleotides. RefSeq names its product type II HSP40 co-chaperone SIS1 (gene SIS1). Gene Ontology annotation, biological process: translational initiation. NCBI's taxonomy places the organism in Eukaryota, Fungi, Ascomycota, Saccharomycetes, Saccharomycetales, Saccharomycetaceae. The transcript has a single exon. Gene Ontology annotation, cellular component: cytosol. Bases 1 to 1107 code for a protein of 368 amino acids. Gene Ontology annotation, molecular function: protein-folding chaperone binding. The record is from RefSeq and is a predicted model, not a curated record.
AUGGUCAAGGAGACAAAACUUUACGAUUUACUUGGAGUAUCUCCAACUGCUAAUGAGCAAGAAUUAAAAAAAGGUUAUAGAAAAGCAGCUCUAAAAUAUCAUCCAGAUAAACCAACAGGUGAUACUGAAAAGUUCAAAGAGAUAUCAGAAGCCUUCGAAAUUUUGAAUGACGCCCAAAAGAGGGAAAUAUAUGACCAAUAUGGUCUUGAAGCUGCCAGAUCAGGUGGCCCAAGUUUCGGUCCAGGUGGUCCCGGCGGCGCUGGAGGAGCUGGCGGGUUCCCUGGUGGAGCUGGCGGAGCUGGCGGAUUCUCCGGCGGUCAUGCAUUUAGCAAUGAAGACGCUUUCAACAUUUUUUCACAAUUUUUUGGCGGCAGCUCCCCAUUCGGUGGUGGUGAUGACAGUGGAUUCAGUUUCUCAUCUGGAGGUGGAGCUAAUAUGGGAGGUAUGCCGGGUGGUAUGGGAGGUAUGCCUGGCGGUAUGCACGGUGGCAUGGGAGGUAUGCCUGGAGGUAUGCAUGGCGGUAUGCCUGGAGGUAUGCCUGGUGGAUUUAGAUCAGCAUCAAGCUCUCCCACAUAUGCAGAGGAAGAAACAGUUCAAGUUAAUUUGCCAGUUAGUCUCGAAGACUUGUUCGUCGGUAAAAAGAAAUCGUUUAAAAUUGGAAGAAAGGGUCCACACGGGGCUGCUGAAAAGACACAGAUCGAUAUUCAAUUAAAACCAGGCUGGAAAGCAGGUACUAAAAUAACAUACAAGAAUCAAGGUGAUUUUAAUUCGCAGACAGGUCGUAGAAAAACCUUACAGUUUGUCAUUCAAGAGAAGGGUCAUCCAAACUUUAAAAGGGACGGUGAUGACCUGAUUUACACUUUGCCGCUAUCGUUCAAGGAAUCAUUACUCGGUUUUUCGAAAACUAUUCAAACAAUCGAUGGUAGAACAUUACCUUUGUCAAGAGUGCAACCUGUUCAACCUUCACAGACUUCUACAUAUCCUGGGCAAGGUAUGCCAACCCCAAAGAACCCAUCUCAAAGAGGUAAUUUGAUUGUAAAAUAUAAAGUAGACUACCCGAUAUCAUUAAAUGAGGCUCAAAAACGUGCUAUAGAUGAGAAUUUCUAA